Cyprinodon tularosa is the source of this 3619-nucleotide messenger RNA. It is a transcript of the gene invs, whose product is annotated as inversin. Lineage: Eukaryota; Metazoa; Chordata; Actinopteri; Cyprinodontiformes; Cyprinodontidae. The transcript is spliced from 19 exons. The record is from RefSeq and is a predicted model, not a curated record. Gene Ontology annotation, biological process: protein localization to ciliary inversin compartment. The coding region runs from base 299 to 3121 and encodes 940 amino acids. Gene Ontology annotation, molecular function: protein binding. Gene Ontology annotation, cellular component: ciliary inversin compartment.
AACAAGCGUCAGCUUCUACCUAAAAAACUCUAAAAAUGGCGAGUGGAUUUUGAUGUAGGAGUGUAACGGGAGUUGUAGUGUUUACAGCCGAGAUCCAACGGGACGCUUUGGAGGAAAACUUUUUGAAGAGUUUUCUCUGAUCCUACAGGUGGGUGGGUCUCAGCGUGAGUGAGAAGCUUUCUCUGCUCUGCCAGGAGCCAGGAUCAGGCCAGGUAGGGGACCUGGAUGUGACUUCACACCCACUGAGGAUGCUCUGAACUGGGAAGACUCUUCCAAGGUAUCCCCUCUCAACAAAGAUAUGGCUUCAGCGGUGUCCAGCUCAGGAUCAGCUUCCCCCGGCUCGCAGGUUCACGCGGCAGCUGUCAAUGGGGAUAGGAGCGCCCUCGUCAAACUGAUCACAGCCGAGCCACAGUUGAGGGACCAUGAGGACCAGUUUGGGCGCACCCCUCUGAUGUACUGUGUGCUGGCCGACCGACUGGACUGUGCUGAGGUUCUGCUGAAGGCCGGAUCCUCGGUCAACAAAACAGACCACAGCCAGAGGAGCGCUCUGCACCUUGCAGCGCAGAAGGGAAACAUGCGUUUCCUGAAGUUACUCCUGUCCAGACGGGCCAACUGUCUGCAGAAGGAUUUGGAGGGAAUGACCCCUCUCCACCUGGCCACCCGACACCCAUCUCCUAAAGCCCUCGCACUGCUGCUGAAACACAUCGGGCCUGGAGAGGUGGACAUCCAGGAUAAGAAUAAGCAAACUGCUCUUCACUGGUCAGCGUUUUAUAACCGACCAGAGCACGUCCGCCUUCUCAUCAAGCAUGAUUCCAACAUUGGCAUCCCGGACAGUGAGGGGAAGAUUCCUCUGCACUGGGCUGCUCAUAGUCAGGAGGCCAGCGCCACACAAACUGUCCGCUGCAUACUGGAAGCAGCACCCACAGAGUCCCUGCUGAACUGGCAGGACUAUGAGGGCCGGACGCCUUUGCACUUUGCUGUUGCCGACGGUAACAAGGCAGUGGUUGAGGUAUUAACGUCCUAUGAGGGUUGCAAUGUCACAGCGUAUGAUAACCUCUUCAGGACGCCACUGCACUGGGCAGCACUGCUUGGACAUGCAAAAAUUGUCCAUCUGCUGUUGGAGAGAAACACAUCGGGGACAAUUCCUUCAGACAGCCAAGGAGCGACGCCACUGCAUUAUGGGGCUCAGAGCAACAAUGCUGAGACUGUUGGUGUAUUUCUGUCUCACCCAUCUGUGAAAGAUGAACCUGACCUGGAGGGACGGACAGCCUUCAUGUGGGCCGCCGGGAAGGGCAGUGAUGACGUUAUCCGCACAAUGCUUGCCCUUGCCACCCGGAUCGACAUCAAUAUGGCUGACAAAUACGGCGGCACCGCGCUUCAUGCAGCCUCCCUGUCCGGCCAUGUGAGCACAGUGAAGCUGCUGCUGGAGAAGGGAGCCACAGUCGACUCACUGGAUGUCAUGAAGCACACACCACUCUUUCGUGCCUGUGAGAUGGGAUACAAAGAUGUUAUCCUCACUCUCAUCAAAGGUUCUGCUUGUGUUGACCUGGUCGAUGUGGACGGUCAUACUGCUCUCCACUGGGCAGCUCUGGGGGGGAACGCUGAGGUCUGCCAGAUACUGAUGGAGAACGGGAUCAGUCCCAACGUACAGGAUCACGCAGGACGCACUCCGCUGCAGUGUGCCGCAUAUGGUGGUUACAUCACAUGCAUGGCUGUUCUCAUGGAGAACAACGCCGACCCAAAUAUUCAGGACAAGGAGGGGCGGACUGCGCUCCACUGGUCUUGUAACAACGGGUAUCUGGAUGCUGUGAAACUGCUCCUGGGCUACAAUGCCUUUCCAAACCAAAUGGAGCACACAGAGGAGAGAUAUACCCCUCUUGACUACGCUUUACUAGGGGGGCACAGUGAGGUCACCCAGUUUAUGCUGGAGCACGGCGCUCUGUCUAUAGCCGCCAUCCAGGACAUCGCCGCUGCGACCAUCCAGGCUGUCUACAAGGGCUACACCGUCCGUAAGGCCUUCAGGGAGAGAAAGCAGCUCCUAAUGCGGCACGAGCAACUGCGCAAAGAUGCAGCCAAAAAGAGAGAAGAGGAGCAGCGAAGGAGAGGAGCAGCGCAGCAAUCUCAGGACAAACCAAGGGGUUCAUUUCAGAGAGCAAAGCAGGCGGAGCUCUUAAUGAACAUCGUGGAAAAUCCAAGCAUGAAUGAUUCCUCUGUGGAUUCAAAGAAACAGAGAAAAAUCAAAGAGGGGAGACAUAAAGCCAAGAGGAGCACGUUUCCCAGUAGAAGCAUUGCAGCUGAACGACCUGAAGCUUCAGAAGCUGUGAGCAGUAGUUCCCUACAGAGCGUCAGUGUUGAGCCUGAAGUUCAGCAGCACACCAGGCUGAAGAAACUUCUCUCUCCUGCCGCCUCCAAAGAGCCCCCCAGUCUAACACCCACACCUUCCAAAGCUCCCAAAGCCAGGGAGCGGACUCACUCAGUCGCCUCCGCUGCUUCCUCAGACCAAACCCAGGUGAGCUCUGGAGAUGGUAGAAAGAAGGACAAUGUGCACUCUUCCCCCAACAAGCAAAAGAACCACAAGGAGGCAACCUCAGAGGUCGCUUUCGGAGGCCGAACUCCAUCACUAAGGAGCAGCUCAUCUUCACAUCCCAAAAGGCCACGGAGAAAAACGCAGCCUGGUGUCACACAACCUGGAUUAGUGGAGAAGCGUGAGAAGGAGCACCUGAGGAGGAAUGAGGCUGCCCGUAUCAUUCAGCAAGCGUGGCAGAGGUUUCGUGCACGCAAGAGGAGGGAGGGGAGAGGCUGUGAAGAAGCUGGGCCAAGCAAGUCGAACCAGAUCCACAAUAGGAAAAGAGUGGAAAACAGAACUGCGCUCGGUAAACCUGCACCGAGUAAGAGCUCUGUGCUGCAGAGCAUCUAUGGCAGCUCUGUGGCACGGAGAGGACGCACCUUUCAGAGCUCUAAGACUCCCCUCCCGCAUGACGUUCCCCUACGCGCACGGAGUCAGCUGGGCGGUUUAAACUUGGUGCACCUGACUGAUGCCUUGAGUCAAGCCAAGCUGUACUCCUACCACCUGAGGCCACAGAGUGCAGGACAGGGUACGAGAGGCCGAGGGAAACACUAAGCACAGCCUCUCAGUAUAAACUACCGGUUCUUUAAAAAAACUGUUUUAUUGAGAUUUUUGUGCUAUAGACUACCACAUCAUUUUGAAGUAAAAAAAAACAAACAAAAAUAUGUACUUUUGUAAUCAGCUGCUAGUAUUUUUGGUCUCUUUAUUUUUUACAAAAUAGUUUAAGCGUAAUCAGAUUGUAUGGAGAAUUUCACAUAUAUAAACAGCUGAACUUUGACUGGGACCUUCUUACACAUCAAUAUGCUUUGAUAUAAACCCUCCUUCAUAGCUCUGUACGUUAAUUUAGUUUGAACCUCUGCACCAGUCAUACACGAAUAGACAACAAUGUAGGUACCCUUCGUUUAAUGAAAGAAAAACCAACAAAGGUCACAGAAAUAAACUGAGUCUGACAAAAGUCAGAAAAAAUAAGAUAUUUAUUUCCAACCAUGCUUCAUCGAAAUAAGUUUAAAAUAUAAAUUCAUGAAACAGGCCUGAAAAAAGAUGGUAGUCCCA